Molecule: messenger RNA, 1064 nt
Organism: Culicoides brevitarsis
Lineage: Eukaryota; Metazoa; Arthropoda; Insecta; Diptera; Ceratopogonidae
Gene: eIF4E1
Product: eukaryotic translation initiation factor 4E1
Exons: 4
Coding region: 116-733 (205 amino acids)
Biological process (GO): translational initiation
Cellular component (GO): eukaryotic translation initiation factor 4F complex; cytoplasm
Molecular function (GO): translation initiation factor activity; RNA 7-methylguanosine cap binding
Source: RefSeq, a predicted model, not a curated record
UCAACUUUGGCAACCCCGUGACACUUUGCUCCAAAAUGCUAAUUGGGCGUGACUUAACUGUCAUUGGCACACUGAAGAUUGCAUUUUUGUUUAAUUCUGCAAAAAACCAUCUAAAAUGACGGAAGUAGAGCAAAAAAGUGUUGAAAACAAGGAAAACGCGGAAGAAGCUGUUGAUGAUUCUGCUUUCAUCAAGCAUCCGUUGCACCAUGCAUGGACUCUGUGGUAUCUCGAAGCUGAUCGUUCCAAAUCUUGGGAAGAAAUGCAAAAUAUUGUCACAACUUUUGACACAGUCGAGGAUUUCUGGAGUCUGUUUAACCACAUUAAGCAACCCUCCGACAUCAAAAUGGGAAAUGACUAUUCUUUGUUCAAGCAAGGCAUUCGACCAAUGUGGGAAGAUCAAGCAAACAAAUUAGGCGGCAGAUGGAUGUUAACCCUCCAACGCAACCAAAAAGAAGAAGUUAACAAGUUGUGGCUCGAUACAGUUUUGUGUCUCAUUGGCGAGGCAUUCGAUAAUUCGGAUGAAAUUUGCGGCGCGGUUGUGAAUGUUCGUACUAAAGGCGAUAAAAUUUCUGUUUGGACUGCCGAUGGCACCAAUCACGAUGCAAUUCUCGAAAUUGGUCGUAAACUUAAGGAACGCUUAGGUCUAGGAAACAAAUGGCAACUUCACUACAACUUGCACUCAGACACACAAAACAAGUCUGGUUCCCAAGCCAAAUCCAUAUUUGUGUUGUAGAAAGAUUUUUUUCACACUUCCGCAUGAACCCCCAUGAUUAUUACGAGAUAUUUAUAAAAAAAAUUAAUUAAUUAGUUUUCUCGCCGAAUUUCACAAAAAAAUUGAAAAAAAAAGAAUAUUUGAAGUCAGGAACAAAUCGACGAAGGACGCCGCCCGCGAAGAAAAAAAUAUGUUUUGAAAACAUUUUAGAUGAUUAGAAUGGAGUUAGUCAGAUACUCAUCAUCGUCGUCGUAAACUACUAUAAAUAUUAAUAAUAUUAUUAUGUUUUCUUGCUCUAAACUGUAAUUUACCUUUUUUCGAAAAAAAACUAAAAAAAUAAAUGAAAUGGAAA